Molecule: messenger RNA, 255 nt
Organism: Nezara viridula (southern green stink bug)
Lineage: Eukaryota; Metazoa; Arthropoda; Insecta; Hemiptera; Pentatomidae
Source: the annotation of a GenBank genome assembly
AUGUUGAGGAGGAGCGGGAACAAAUUGGGAGAGAGAUGUGCUCGGAAUAGGCAACAGUCCAUCCAGCCAUCCGUCUCUGUUCUCAUCGCCUCACCGCGGGGAGUCUCUUCAACCGUCGGCAAUCCCAGCGACAAUAUUUCAUCGGUUCUCCUUUCGUCGGAUCCCGAUCACCCAGCGAUGCUCCUGGUGGGUAGGGAGGCGAUGGAUGGAUGUGACGCCUUAAAAAUCCGUCAGGUAGAAAUUAUACAAUACUGA